This is a messenger RNA of Grosmannia clavigera kw1407, 2478 nucleotides long. RefSeq lists its product as uncharacterized. The transcript has 3 exons. Gene Ontology annotation, molecular function: mRNA binding. Gene Ontology annotation, cellular component: spliceosomal complex. NCBI's taxonomy places the organism in Eukaryota, Fungi, Ascomycota, Sordariomycetes, Ophiostomatales, Ophiostomataceae. Gene Ontology annotation, biological process: mRNA processing. Bases 1 to 2478 code for a protein of 825 amino acids. The record is from RefSeq and is a predicted model, not a curated record.
AUGGCUUACAACCCAUACGGAGGGAAUCCCUACGGGGCGCUUCCGAACUACAACCCGUAUCCUGGCGCUGGCCGUGGUCAUCCGGGCUUUGGCCCGCCUCCAGGCAUGUCUCCUGCUCCGGGAUUGGCACCACCACCUGGUGUGCUACAGCCGCCAAGUGCGACACAAGCUAAUCGACCAAGCGGACUCCCCCCUUCCUUCCAACCACCGCCGAACCUGCCUAACAUCAACUUCAACGCGCCCGUGAUCCGGUUAGGUGGUGCCGGUGGUGCGUCGUCUCUGCCGGCACGACCAAACGCACCGACCGGGCCUUCGUGGCGCGAGCCCGACACGCCUCACUCUGCCGGCGGGCCGAUGCGUCACGACUAUGGCCGCUACGACAGGGGCGGCGGCAUGGAGCAGGGCAGUCGUGGCGGCACCACGCGUGAGGUCAUGCACUCGCUCUCUCCACCGACCAACGACGAGAAGCUGCGGACGAUCUUUGUGCACAAGGUGCCGCCCAGCCUGGGCAACGGCCAGGCACUGGAGGGACUGUUGAGCCUCGUCGGCCGGUUGCGACGGUGGGACGCCGAAGUGUCACACCUGUCGGACCAGAAGGGUGAGCUCUUUGGAUUUGCCCAGUAUGAAGACGCAGACUCGCUGGAUUCGGCUAUCGAGCUGCUCAAGGGCGUGGAGGUGCCGCUGAAGAAACAGGAGCCCAAGGACACGACCGGCCAGGACGCCAAUGGCACAAAAGAGGACGGCGGCAAAGAGCAGGGGAAAGAGGAGGAUGGCAGCUUCGAAGGGAUUGAGAAGGUGCUGCUGCAGGUGGCUGUGGACCCGGUCAGCCUCCAGUACAUUGAGGCACACAAGGAAACACAGAGCGACGAAGCCGCAGCAGAUGCCAAGGCACGGUUGGAGUUCAGCCGGAGGGCUCUCAAAGCGGCGAUACACGACCUAUUUUAUCCGCCAAAGAGCGAGGCAAGAGAUGCUGACAACGACGUCAAGAUGAUGGACGUUGGCGGACUGUCUGGAGAGGGAGUGGAAGUGCUGAACAUUCCACUGGCACAAGACGACGAGCUAGCAGACAUUCCAGCAGAGAUGCGGGAAAUUGUAGCGUCGGAGAUCGCGUCAUUCCGCGAGCGCAGCAACCGGCGAGACAUGGAGCGGCUGAAGCGAGAGCAGGAGCUAGAGGAGCAGGAGCGGCGACGAAACGGCGAGAUGGACCACCCCCGAGCAUCGCAUGCCGACUCAUCAGCCCACAUGAGCUCAAACAACAUCCCGCUGGGGCCUCGCGGCAGUGGCGGUGGUAACAGCGCCGCGCUCGCACGCGGGGUGGCUCGGGGUGUGAGCUUUGUAAACGGCAGCGGUGCUGCGAAUGGGAAGAACGAGUACGAGCGCGAAGACAGCGUGGACACGGACGCGAGCGACGAGGAGAUUGUGCGACGCGAGGCGCGGAAGCACGCAGCCGAAGACGAGGCGAUGUACAAGGAGGCUGAGCGUAAGUGGGUGAAUCGCGAGCGACAGCGGGCGGCAGCACUGGAGCGAGAGAAAGAGCGUGACCGAGCUGAGGAAGACAACUUGGUGCGGCAUCGCGAGGAGCAGCUGGAGCGGGAGAAAAACUGGGACGACGAGCGAGAGGCCAACCGCAAGAACAGCCUGUACUUCCGGGAUCACGCAGCAUGGCUACGCAAACGGGCACACGACCGGGCAGAGGAGGAGGCACGUGACGCAGCAGACCGACGGACAGAGCGGGAGGAGCUGCGGCGACAGGCGGCGGAUAUGGAGGCGGCACGCGGCAUGGCCGACUCCUUCUUGGCCCAGCAGGCGCAGGGGAUGGAGCGGGCACAGGAGCGGGAGCAGGAGCGGCGGGUCAAGGAAGAGGCAGCGAAGAUGGAGGCAGGAGGUGGAGGACUGGGAGGACUGGGAGGACCGGGAGGACCGGGAGGACCGGGAGGACCGGGAGCAGCACCACAACGGGUGACGAUCUCGUUUGGUGCAGCAGCACAGCGAGCACAAGCACAGCGAGGCGGGGCGACGCGGCGGACGGUGGCCGAAGUGGAGGGCUUACUGGACGACGAAGAGCAGGAGGCGACGACGAAGCGACAGCUGGUGCCGAUCAAAUUCGAGCCCAUGUCAGCAUCGGCCAGCAUGACGGACGAGGAGAUCAACCAGGCGGUGCGGGCACUGGCACAGGAGAUUCCGACGGAGCGCGCGGGCUUGUGGGCAUGGGACGUGCAGUGGCGCUUCAUGGACGAUGCGGUGAUUCGCGACAAGCUGCGGCCGUUUGUGGAGAAGAAGGUGGUCGAGUAUCUUGGCGUGCAGGAGCAGUUCCUGGUCGAGGUCGUCGAGGAGCAUCUGCGCCGCCACGGUAAGCCUGAGGCGCUAGUCGAGGACCUGCAAGAAGCUCUGGACGAAGCGGCCGAAGACCUGGUCAAGAAGCUCUGGCGCAUGGUCAUCUUCUUCACCGAGAGCGAGAAGCGGGGGCUGCCAGCAUAG